AUGAACGGGAGGCCGAAGCGGCGGCCGCCCCGGGUGGGAGCUUCGUCUCCGCCGCCGCCGGCGGGAAAAGCCGCCAAGAAGCGCGUGAAGCGGCAGAUCAGCGUGGAGUUCUCUGCCGCCUUGAAGGAGCCGGCCUUGAAGGAGAAAGUGGCCGCGGCUUGGGCCCGCCAGGAGCCGCUGGAGCAUGAGGCAGUCACUCUGGAUCCUGCUCCUUUCCCCCACUGUGUUAUCCCAGGCUUCAUCCCCAGCGAGGACUUCCUGGAGGAGCUGCGGAGGGAACUCCUGACCCUAGAUUUCCACGAAAAGUGUAAUGAUCUGUACAAGUUCAAACAGUCAGAUGACCUAAAGAGGAGAGGAGGGCCCCACAUUGCGGCAUUAAGAAAAGUUCUUUUUGAAGAAUUCCGGUCUUGGCUUUCUGACGUGAUCCAGGUAGAGCUGGAACCAACCAUUGAUCUGUCCUGCGCUAAAUAUGAAUAUACAGAUACCCUGCUGUGUCAUGACGAUGAGCUGGAGGGGCGGCGAAUCGCAUUCAUCCUUUACCUUGUACCCCCCUGGGAUAAGCACGACGGGGGCACUUUGGAUCUCUUCUCUACAGAUGAUCAUUUCCAGCCUUUGCAGAUUGUCAAGUCUUUGGUUCCUUCCUGGAAUUCACUCGCUUUCUUUGAAGUGUCCCCAGUCUCCUUCCACCAGGUGUCUGAAGUCAUUUCCAAAGAGAAAUGCCGCUUGUCGGUGAGUGGCUGGUUUCACGGCCCCUCGCUUCCGAGACCACCACGUCCUGUGGAGCCACCGAUUCCACGAAGCCCCCACGUCCCUCGUGAUCAUGAGAUCUUGUAUGAUUGGAUCAAUCCCGUUUAUUUGGACAUGGAUUCCCAAGCACAGAUCCAGGAAGAAUUUGAAGAUCGAUCAGAGAUCUUGCUGAAAGACUUUCUCAAGAGAGACCAGUAUCAGCGGGUUUGCAAAGCUCUGAGGACGGAAGGACUCGGCUGGAGCACUAGAGGUCCUCCCAACAACAGGCAUUACGAGAAAGCCGAGGAGAAGAGCUUGCCGGCCAUUUUAAAGGGGUGCUUUGAACUCUUCCGCUCCGAGGCCUUGUUUCUGCUGCUUUCCAAUUUCACGGGCCUGAAGCUACAUUUUCUAGCGCCAGACGAGGAAGAGGAAGGAGGAGGAGGAGGAGGAGAGUCUUCUGAAAGCUCACAAGGACCCAGCAGUCAAGAGGAAGCUGGCAAUACAGACUGUACAGAGGCACCCGGGAGCGUCUCCGAAAAUGAGGACAACCAAGAAAAUGGUGUCCCUCUUUGCACCGGAGAAUUGAGACGCUGGAGGGAAGGAUGCUACACUCUGAUCCACGAUGCCCAAAGAGCAGAGUUUGCCUUGGAUCUGCUGCUGUUCUGUGGGUGUGAAGACUGGAACGUCGAAUCGGGAGGCUUCACUUCAUACAUUGCAAAAGGCGAAGACGAAGAGCUGCUGACGGUUAAUCCAGAGGCCAAUUGCCUGGCUUUAGUUUACAGAGAUCGAGAGACACAGAAAUUUGUGAAGUACGUUAACCACCGUAGUCUGGAGCAGACGCCGGAUGAAAGAGAAUUCUGGGACUUCUCCUUUGUUUACUACGAAUGAGAGAUGGUGCCAGCAAGUGACGGCAAACCGUUUCUCCUAAAU
Messenger RNA from Protobothrops mucrosquamatus (brown spotted pit viper), 1656 nucleotides. It is a transcript of the gene OGFOD1, whose product is annotated as 2-oxoglutarate and iron dependent oxygenase domain containing 1. The transcript is spliced from 13 exons. Gene Ontology annotation, molecular function: iron ion binding; peptidyl-proline dioxygenase activity; L-ascorbic acid binding. Gene Ontology annotation, cellular component: cytoplasm. Gene Ontology annotation, biological process: regulation of translational termination; peptidyl-proline hydroxylation. Bases 1 to 1614 code for a protein of 537 amino acids. The record is from RefSeq and is a predicted model, not a curated record. NCBI's taxonomy places the organism in Eukaryota, Metazoa, Chordata, Lepidosauria, Squamata, Viperidae.